AUUUAUUCUUACCUAUCCAGCCUGUGAAAAAGUAGCCAUAUUUUCACUUCUUCACUCUCCAAUCCUAUAUAUACACAUUCUUACACACCUUCAUUUCUCACAAAACAGAUUCUUCUUCUUCCUUUUCUGAUCACACCCUUUACUGAAAUAUGGCGAUCCAUCAUAGAUCUUCUCUUGUUUCGUGUUUUUCCAUCGUUUUCUUGGUGGGUUUUGCCUGGGCUUCGGAUAUGUCUAUCAUCGACUAUAAUGCUAAACACGGCAUGGAGGUCCCUUCUGAAGGCAGGACUGAGAAAGAGAUGAGAGCCAUGUACGAAUCAUGGCUCGUUCAUCAUGGUAAGGCGUACAACGCUCUGGGAGAGAAGGAGAAGCGAUUUGAGAUCUUUAAAGAUAAUUUGAAAUUUGUUGAUGAACACAAUAAGGAGAGCAGGACCUACAAACUUGGGAUGAACAAGUUUGCUGAUCUCACCAACGAGGAGUACAGAACCAUCUAUUUGGGUACCAAGAUGGAUCGGAAGGGAAAGCUAUCUCAGUCAAGGAAGAGUGAUCGGUACACCUUCCGAGUUGGCGAUUCGUUGCCCGAUUCCGUCGAUUGGAGGGCUAAAGGGGCUGUUGUACCUGUUAAAGAUCAGGGUCAAUGCGGGAGCUGCUGGGCUUUUUCAACUAUUGCUGCAGUUGAAGGGAUUAACAAGCUUGUAACCGGUGAUCUAAUCUCUUUGUCUGAGCAAGAAUUGGUGGAUUGUGAUACUUCUUACAACGAGGGCUGCAAUGGUGGUCUCAUGGACUACGCCUUCGAAUUUAUCAUCAACAAUGGUGGCAUUGAUUCUGAUGAGGAUUACCCUUACAAGGCUCGUGACGGUCAAUGUGAUACAUACAGGAAAAACGCCCAUGUUGUGACAAUCGAUAAUUAUGAAGAUGUUCCUCCCAAUGAUGAGAAAUCAUUGAUGAAGGCUGUUGCAAAUCAGCCUAUUGCUGUUGCCAUUGAAGCUGGUGGCAGAGCAUUCCAACUGUACCAAUCGGGUGUUUUCACUGGACUCUGCGGAACACAACUAGACCAUGGUGUGGCUGCAGUUGGAUACGGUACAGAAAACGGAAAAGAUUACUGGAUUGUGAGGAACUCUUGGGGAGACAGCUGGGGAGAGGCUGGAUACAUUAAGUUGGAGCGUAAUUUGGCUUCUGCUUCCACCGGUAAGUGUGGAAUCGCCAUAGAGCCCUCAUACCCCAUCAAGAACGGAGAUAACCCUCCUAAGCCUGAACCCUCUCCACCAACUCCACCUAUUAAGCCACCAACUGUUUGUGAUGACUACUACACAUGCCCUGUGGGAACCACUUGCUGCUGCAUCUACGAGUAUGGAAAAUACUGCUUCGCUUGGGGAUGCUGCCCUCUCGAGGGUGCAACCUGCUGUGAUGAUCACUACAGCUGCUGCCCUCAUGACUACCCAGUCUGCGAUCUUAACGCUGGAACUUGCCGCGUGGUAAGAGCAGAACUUCUUCACAGAGCUUUUUUGUUUUAUAGACACCAUGAAAGACAACACCUUCGUUGCAAACAUCUAAUGCUUUGUGAAAGUUGACUCUUUAGGCCAUUUUUUUUUUGUGCUAUUAUCUUGAAUUGUUUGCUUAUAUUAUAUAUUUGUUAUGAACAGAGCAAGAACAACCCAUUUGGAGUUAAGGCAUUGAAGCGAGCUCCCGCAACUCACCACGCUGCAACGACUAUCAGAGCUUAAGAAGAUUUGAGGUUCAAAUGGGAUGUGCGGGGGAGUAGAAAGAUUUCUUGCGAGAAAUGAUGGCUGACUUUUUAAACCCCCCACACCCAAUGAGAGGUUGCUAGCGAAGAAGUGAUUUGUUCUCAGAGAAGUAUCAGUUGAUUUUACUCUUUUAACUCUCCUCACAGCAAGAAUGGUUCAAUUGUCUUUAUAUUUAAUGGUGAUUGAUGUAGAUAAAUCAAAGUUAUUUACCAAACAGAAACGAUUGAAGUACUGUUUAACCAUUGAAUGGUCACCAUGAAUUGUAUAUAAUUGUGCCAAUGCUUAUUCCUCCUUUGAUUAUGGAUGUUGCUUGCAUUUUGUUUAUGAUGGAUGAAAAUUCCAUAUUCAAGAAUGCAAUUUAUAACUCAUGUGUAAAUGGUUUAUUUAUCAAUAAGUUAAUCAAAGCUUCAUUUGAAUA
Cannabis sativa is the source of this 2160-nucleotide messenger RNA. Its product is annotated as cysteine proteinase mucunain. The coding region runs from base 150 to 1568 and encodes 472 amino acids. The record is from RefSeq and is a predicted model, not a curated record. NCBI's taxonomy places the organism in Eukaryota, Viridiplantae, Streptophyta, Magnoliopsida, Rosales, Cannabaceae. Gene Ontology annotation, cellular component: lysosome. Gene Ontology annotation, molecular function: cysteine-type endopeptidase activity. The transcript has 4 exons.